Molecule: messenger RNA, 513 nt
Organism: Solanum tuberosum (potato)
Lineage: Eukaryota; Viridiplantae; Streptophyta; Magnoliopsida; Solanales; Solanaceae
Exons: 1
Coding region: 1-513 (170 amino acids)
Source: RefSeq, a predicted model, not a curated record
AUGCUACUCAACGGACACAAACUCAUUGGGAACCUCACUGGAGCAAAACCUGCUCCGCCAUCCACCAUCACUCAUAAUGAUACCACUAUAAAAAAUCCUGAAUUUGAAAUGUGGUUCUGCCAGGAUCAACUGAUCCAACAGGCAAUGAUGGCAUCAGUCGAUCUUACCAUUACUCCCAUGGUUGCAACGGCUUCCUCGGCUAAACUGGCCUGGGAACUCCUUCAUACGGCGUAUGCCAACAGGAGUCACACUCGCAUCUUCAGCCUGCGAGAUCAGUUGCAAAAUUUGAAAAAGGCCAACAGGUCUGUUGCUAAUUACUUACAAGAAAUUAGAUCAAUUGCUGAUGCUCUCAAAGUAGCUGGUUCACCAGUAGCUGAUGAAGAACUCGCUGUCAAGAUCUUGAGUGGCUUGGGUCCUGAGUAUCGUGAGAUCUCUGCCGCCAUAAGAGCACGAGAUACAACCUUAAGCUCUGAUACCAUAAAGAGAUUGAGAAUUAAAAGAAAACUUGAAUGA